UAUUGGGUUCCUAGACACAGCGUCGGACGCACGGCAGAGGGCCGCAUGGCAGUCAGUGCGCAGCGUGUUGGACGGCCGCCGGUCAGGAAUCAGGGUCGAUUUGGUUGAUUUUAUUUUCAUAAACCAUCCAAGACUCGGAGUCCAGCUCCAAACUUUCAGCAUUGGAGACGCACUGCGGCGGGAAACCCAUUUGAUCUGCCGGAGCAUUAUGUGAGCCAGAUUACUGUGGAGGGUUCAUGCACGAUAUGCCGCUUUGAUGUUGGUCACAUUGGGACUGUACUUUGGUUCGCUGGAGUACUAGCCUCAGGUACUGUACAGAUGCCCAUCGUCCCGCAUGUGAGCGUCCGGAAAGCGUACACCGACUGAUGACGCGACUUUGAACAUUCUCUGUCUGGAUGGCGGCUGGAGAUGGCUCGUCCGAGCCAGGCCACGGCGAAGACCCGCGUGUCGAGCCAGGGCAUCCCGCAGCUCCCCCAGUAUUAGAGCCGACCGACGAUGAGACCGAGGAGGACGGUGACGAAGAUGAAGAUGAGGACAAUGCUGACGAGGAGGAAGAAGACGAGGAGGAAGAAGAGCCACGAUUGAAAUAUGCUACAUUGACCAGGAAUCUGAGCCCGAUAUAUCGCAAUGGAGACGCUACAAGCACGUUCCUGGUGGCCGGGGAUAAGAUGAUCGUGGGAACUCAUAAUGGAAAUAUCCACGUUUUCACCCUGCCAUCCUUCGCUCCACUGCGUACAUAUCACGCGCAUACAGCGAGUGUAUCUUCCAUCUCGAUCUCUCCAUAUACGCCUCCCUUACCCAGCCUUCGACCCGACUUAGCGCAAAGAUUUGCGGCAUCGACAGCCUCUACAAAGGAGCAGUCGCCUGCAAGCUCACCGACACCCAAGUGGAAGCAGCAGCAACAGCAACAGCCGCCGGUGCCCAACAUUCCUGCCAAUCAGAUUUAUAUAGCAACCUCAUCAAUCGACGGGAAUGUGUGUAUUGCGUCGUUGGUGGACCACCGGGAUGUCCAGCUUCGCAACUUCGGAAGACCCGUGCAAAGUGUGGCCCUUUCGCCAGAAUACAAAUCGGACCGGAGUUACCUAUCAGGAGGACAAGCUGGAAGCCUCGUCUUGACCACCGGUGGACAGGCAGGCAAGAGCGUCAACGCAACCACAACCGGAGCCGCAGCGGCGGCAUCUGGCUGGCUAGGGGCCAUUGGUCUCGGACACAACACCGGGUCUGAUAGAGUGUUGCACAGUGGCGAGGGUAUUAUCAACACGAUCAAAUGGUCCCUCUCUGGUAAAUAUGUUCUCUGGGUUAACGAACAGGGAAUCAAGAUUAUGAGGUCGAAUUUGAGCUUGGAAACUGCCGAAGCCGGUCUUGAAUGGAAACGAAUGAGCCACAUUGACCGGCCCAACCGCGCAGGCUGGGAGGAGAUGGCUGGAGUAUGGAAAGCUCGGGCAGAGUGGAUUGAUCGAGACAAUCUGGAAAAUGACGAUGACCAUUCUCCUAACGGUGCCAUAUCAUCCCCAGCCAACGGCGCGCCCGUCAAAGCCAGAGUGGAGGAAAUCUUGGUAGGUUGGGGUGAUUCGAUAUGGCUUCUCAAAGUCUAUCCUGGAUCUGCCGAGAGUGGAAGUGACAACAAAAUUGGUCGCGCAGAGGUCGCUACGAUUAUACGAUUUGAUGACUGUACAAUAUCUGGAGUUUCGCUUUAUACCCCGAGUCUGCUUUUAGUGCUUGCAUAUAUGGAGAAAAAGGACAAGUCACCAUCCCAGGGUAACGAAGGAUCCAAACGAGGACGGCGCGCCCGACACAAUGCAUUAGAGCCGGAGUUGCGUUUGGUGGACAUUAAUACCAAGGAAGAAGUCGACACCGACACCCUAACCAUGAGUCGAUUUGAGACACUUUCAUCUUCGGACUAUCAUCUUUCCGUGCUCCCUCCGGUCCGAAUACCUGCAGCACUUGCUCAGAAAGGGUACCUUGGCACAAUAGGCUCCGGCAUGAGCACCAUGGGCACGAGUCUGUAUACUGGAGUCGAGACGGUCGGCCAAGGCAUGUGGGAUGCCACAAUGUAUGGGCCUCGAAUGCUGGGCGCAAAUCGGCUGUUUAGCGGCGCUGAGAGUACCAGGAGUGGUAUGAGCGGCCCCGAACGUACGGGAAGCACUCGAGACCGGCACUAUCUCACAGGCUGGCUUCCGGGGUUUGGGUCUAGCGAGCCCCAUCCCAGUGAAGACACCAACGGCGUGGUAACUGCUCAGAACAUGAAGAUUUUCAUCUGCAGCCCGUACGAUUGUAUUGUGGCGGUCAGACGCAACCUCAAUGAUCGGCUGCAGUGGUUGCUUAGUGUCAAGAAAUACAAAGAAGCCUGGGAACUGGUCGACCAACAUCCCGAGGCAGCUGGAACCACGGCAGAACCUUCAGAGUCCUCGUCACCGCCUACUCCAUCAAAGACAAGCUCCCUUGCAAGGUCCAGCUCAAUCACUCCCGCUAGUCCAACAAAGGCACGGCAAGAGGCUACGCUUGCCGAGUUCUUUGCGGACUCUGCCUCAAUCACCAGCUCUGCGCAGAACAAAGCAAAACCAAAGUACUCGGCUGCUGAGAAAGAAAAGCGCCGCGUAGGCGAGCUGUGGCUCAAACAAUUGAUCGAUGCAAACCAGUGGGCCGAAGCCGGUGAAGUAGCUGCCAAAGUGCUCAACACCACCAGCCGAUGGGAACAUUGGAUCUGGAUCUUCAUCGAGAACAAAAAAUUCGACGAGAUUUCGCCUCACGUACCUACACUGGAGUUGACACCUCCACUACCAUCCUCGAUCUUUGAACUAAUCCUUGGACAUUAUGUCGAGACCGACAGAGUACGCUUUAAAGAGUUGCUUGACCAUUGGCCAUCGGAUCUGUUUGAGAUCGGCAGCAUUACAACCGCAAUUGAAGACCAACUUCGCGGCCGCGGUGUGGCCAAAGGGUCCAAAGAUUGGCGAAUCCUUCAAGACUGCCUGGCCAAGUUGUACCUUGCAGAUGGGCACUACGAUGAAGCCUUAAAAUGCUACAUCAGCCUUCAGGAUGCAGACACAGCUAUGUCGCUGAUCAAGGAGCAUCAUUUGGUCAACGCGGUAGCUGACGAUGUUGCCGAGUUUGUCAUGCUUCGCAUCUCGCCUUCUCAACUGGAAUCCGCUUCUAUCGAGGAGCUGGAGGAGCUGGCCUCGGAUCCUAUCAAGGUUCUUGUGGACGAAGCAACCGCAGGAGUGGUUGAGCCGGACGAAGUCGUCGCGCAGCUGGACACCCCUCGACUGCGACGAUUCCUGUACUUCUACCUCAAGGCUCUCUGGCGGGGCGAUGGUACGCAAAACACCUCUGCCCUUCCUCGUGUCGGUCACUCCGCCGCCGUCACAUCUUUGGUUGCAGACGCCGGCAAACAGCUGGUCGAGCAAUUCGCCGAUAUUGCCGUCGAACUAUUUGCCGAGUACGGGCGCGAUCUUCUGAUGGAAUUCCUGCAGACGUCCACGGCAUACACAUUCGAGGAGGCCGUCAAGAUAUGCGAGCAAAAGCAUUACAUUGAAGAGCUGGUCUAUCUCUUAAGCAAGACCGGUCAGAUGAAAAAGGCAUUGUUUUUGAUUAUCAACGAACUCAAGGAUGUUUCCAAAGCCAUCGCCUUCGCAAAGGAGCAGGACGAUCAAGGGUUGUGGGACGAUCUACUGGAAUAUAGCAUGUCACGCCCGCGCUUUAUUUCUGGCCUGUUGGCUGAGGUCGGCACCGCCAUCGACCCGAUCACGUUGGUCAAGAGAAUCCCGUCUGGCUUGGAGGUCGAGGGCCUGAAAGACGGCUUGAAGAAAAUGAUCCGCGAAUAUGACCUGCAGGACAGCAUCAGCUCGGGCGUCGCCCGCGUCCUGAGCAGCGAGGUCGCGGAUGCCAUGGAUAUAUUGCGUCGAGGGCGGAGGAAAGGAAUUAAAUUCGACGUUGCGCCACCGCCGAGUCAUCAUUAUCAUCAUCGUCAAAAGGUACAAGUGACCCCAUCGAUAGGUGGUACUGCGGCUGAGGAGCAGCAACAACAGCAGCAGCGAGUAGAGCAGCAACCCGCAGAACCGGAACUCCAAUCCGGACAUUGCGCCUCGUGUCAUAGGGCUUUCCACCAGGAAGAAACAGAGACUCUUGUUGGAUUUGCCUGUGGGCAUAUCUACCACGUCUCUCAUCUGUUACAUGGCCCGGAGGCCGAAGGUGACGAGACGCUCCUACCGCAGCCUGCACAGAAGGAGCAGCAGGACAACGAUGCUGGCUUUGACGAGACCCGCUUCCUCAGGUCGGUUGGACCUAAAGUCACAAACGCAAGGCUUUUGAAGGACAAGAUCAUGGAGGUCGGCGGGUGUGCGGUGUGCAAAGGAUCGAGGGAAAAGGCCCAGAUUGUGGGCGGAUAAAAAUAAAAGUAGAGGAGCACACAUCCACUUCUGCUCCCCUUAGCUCAAUGUUGACGCCCCUUGAACAUGACGUUUCCCCUCCUUCUCUCAGUAAUAGGCUUUAAGAGACAUUUCCAUGGUCUCUGCGCCGUAAAUUGGCUGGGUUUGGGGAAGGCAUCCAUCACGAGGUGUGGUGAAGACGGACUGCCUCGACGAGAGUAAGCUCGUUUCGGCCGGGACAGCACAAUGCCUGUUUGCCGCCGUUUCGAGCGCCGGACCCGACCCUGCUUCCAGUUUCCGUCUCCUUCCGCCUGCUCCAUUGGCUGCUACAUUUGUUCGGUGUAGGUGCGAGCUGCUUUCCCCCCUUCUCCUGCACGUACAUCUUCGUAAAGGGUGGAGGGGGUGGACUCUCCUAGGCAGUGCUGUGACUUGCAGGACGGUGGCAGACACGGCUGACAUCAACGCGGGUUGUACUGUAUGUAGAGUGUGUGGUUUUCUCAGCCUUCGAGACGUCGCGCUCGUGCUUACGGUUUCGAUACGAUAUAUGUGUAUGUGCCAUCAUCAGCCUUGGGCAUUUGCGCGGCGUUCAGCCAUGAAAGCGCGAACCCCUUCGAUCCUGUUGACGAAGAACAUGCGUUUCUUGUCAUUCUUCCAGACCAGGACACCGAUCUCAUCGGCAUAGCGACAGGGGGCUUCAUAGUCGGCUUGGUUGGGGAAAUCCUUCAACAGGAAGCCCGGGGUGGUGGUCAUACGAUCACGUUCCAGCUGCCACAGGUGGAUCUGGUCGAGAAUGGUGGCGGGCAAGAUGGGCACGACGCGAUUGGGGUCGGCGUUGCGGGCCUGUUCGGCCUGUGCGUGGCGGCGCAUCUGCGGGUGUGCAUGGGAGGUGAGGUACGAGAUGAUCUGGUCGGCGGUGAUGCCGGCUUGGAUGGCGCGCUGGACGGACGACUUGCUCAUUUUGCCCGUGACCAAAUUGGGGUGGCGGGAUCGCAGGUUGACGAACAAAGAUAGCAAAGCAAUUUGAAGUGGCGAUGAUGUGUAUGCGUAGAGUCGAUAGUUUGUUUCGACAAUGAUGAAGCCUUUGCCUGCGCCGGCUGAUGAGGAGGAGGAUGAGUGUGCUGAUUUCGUUGACAGGGAAGAGGCGAGCGUCGUGUUUGU
This is a messenger RNA of Exophiala dermatitidis NIH/UT8656, 5522 nucleotides long. RefSeq lists its product as uncharacterized. The transcript has 4 exons. Gene Ontology annotation, biological process: vesicle-mediated transport; cellular response to starvation; protein targeting to vacuole. Bases 396 to 4385 code for a protein of 1329 amino acids. Gene Ontology annotation, cellular component: late endosome; HOPS complex. Lineage: Eukaryota; Fungi; Ascomycota; Eurotiomycetes; Chaetothyriales; Herpotrichiellaceae. Gene Ontology annotation, molecular function: protein binding. The record is from RefSeq and is a predicted model, not a curated record.